AGCGCAGAGAGGAAAAGAGACGCAAGAGACUGAUAAACCAAGAGAGCAGGCGAAAAAAGUGGAGACAGAUUUAUUUUACGCACGGGAAAGACAGGGAAACGAGUAGAAGAAAGGAAAGGGGAGAAAGGGAAAGAGGAAUCGAUUUCGCCCCCCCCUCCCUAAAUUUGGCUUCUUUCACUCUCAUGACUCAAAGAGGAUUCCAGUUAAAUUCACCCUGUCGGGAGGAAUUGAUGGUGUCUUUUCAGGGAAGCAGAGCCGAGGGGAGGAAUCUGAACGCGCUCGGCUGAACCAUGCCAGCCCUGUGGAUCAUAACUUUGGCGAUCACUUUGAACCAAGUGUGGUGCAUUCGCUUCUCCCAGGAGCCCGCGGACCAGUCGGUGGUACUGGGAGAACGGGUGGUGUUGUCCUGCGUGGUCUUCAACUACAGCGGCAUCGUCCAGUGGACCAAGGACGGCCUGGCCCUCGGCAUCGGAGAGGGUCUCCGAGCCUGGCCCAGGUAUCGUGUGCUGCGGGCUCUGGACAUCGGCCAGUACAACCUGGAGAUCUCCAAUUCUGAGCUGUCUGAUGACUCUCUGUACGAGUGUCAGGCCACAGAGGCCGCCCUGCGCUCCAGGAGGGCCAAACUCAAUGUACUCAUUCCCCCUGAGGACCCAGUGGUUGAUGGAUCCCCAGAGCUCCUCCUGAGGGCUGGAACUCCAUACAACCUGACCUGUGUGACCCGCGGGGCUAAGCCUGCAGCACACAUCCAGUGGACCAAGGAUGGAGUCGCUGUGGAGGGGGCCUACCAGUCUACGGAAGUGCUACCAGACAGGAAGAGGGUGACGACCAGGAGCUACCUGCCCAUCACACCAGCUGACACUGACAGCAAUAGCAACUUCACCUGUGUGGCCAGCAACCCGGCGGUGCCAAUGGGCAAACGAGCCACUGUUACCCUCAACGUCCACCACCCUCCUAUGGUGACCCUGUCCAUUGAGCCUCGCUCUGUCCUGGAGGGCGAGAGAGUCACCUUCACCUGCCAGGCCACUGCCAACCCUCCCAUAAUGGGCUACAGGUGGGCAAAAGGUGGCGUGCUGCUGGAGGGGGCCAGAGAAAGUGUGUUUGUCACCACAGCAGAUCACUCCUUCUUCACCGAACCCGUGUCCUGUCAGGUUUACAACGCUGUGGGAAACACCAACGUCAGCAUCCUGGUGGACGUGCACUUUGGCCCAAUACUGGUGGUGGAGCCCAGGCCAGUUACGGUAGAUGUGGACUCUGACGUCAGUCUGAACUGCAAGUGGUCUGGCAACCCCCCUCUCACCCUCACCUGGACCAAGAAGGGCUCCAACAUGGUGCUCAGCAACAACAACCAGCUGUAUCUGAAGUCAGUGAGCCAGGCCGAUGCAGGCCAAUAUGUCUGCAAGGCCAUUGUGCCCCGGAUUGGAGUGGGAGAGACUGAGGUUACACUCACUGUCAACGGCCCCCCCAUCAUCUCCAGUGAUCCAGUCCAGUACGCGGUCAGAGGAGAGAGAGGCGAGAUCAAGUGUUACAUCGCGAGCACCCCCCCACCUGAUAAGAUUGUCUGGGCGUGGAAGGAGAAUGUGUGGGAGAAAGAGAAGGGCACCCUGAUGGAGAGGUAUACUGUGGAGCAGAGUAAACCUCCGUCCCAGGGCGGGGCCGUCCUCUCCACCCUCACCAUAAAUAAUGUCAUGGAGUCAGACUUCCACUCACCCUACAACUGCACCGCCUGGAACUCCUUCGGACCCGGCACCAUGAUCAUCACCCUGGAGGAGAAGGAUAUUGUUCCAGUGGGAAUUAUCGCCGGUGGUACGGUGGGCUCCUCCAUUCUGCUGCUUAUGUUUCUACUGGCUCUCGCCUUCUUCCUGUACCGCCAACGCAAAGGCAGUCGCCGAGGUGUCACCCUCGGUAAACCAGACAUCAAGGUGGAGACAGUCAACAAAGAGACCCACAGCCUGGAGGAGGAGGCGGCCGACGUCUCCACGGCAACCCGGAUGGUCAAGGCCAUGUACUCUCCGUUCAAAGACGACAUGGACUUGAAGCAGGACAUCAGGAGCGAGAGCGACACCAGAGAGGAGUACGAGCUCAAGGAUCCAACCAAUGGCUACUACAACGUCCGAGCCACCACCCAUGAUGAGGCGCGCCCCCAGUCCCGUGCCAUCCACUACCAGGGAGAGUUUCGCCCCCCGAACCCAAACAGUGGACCAGCCGGUGCCACUUCCAGCGGACCCUCAGCUACACCCAGCGGUGCUGUUCCCCCCAGCGCCGUGCCAGGCUCAAGAGCAGGCUGCUACGACCCCCGCCCGCCUUCCAGGAUGUCCCAUGCAACCUACGCCCAGUUCAAUACCUUCUCCAGGGUGCCGCAGAGCCAGCAAGCGCCUCCCAAUCCAGCUCUUCAAUCACCUGGAGAUUACCCCGGAGAUUGUGGCCUGCUGGAAAGCACAACCCAGCUGGCCUAUGACAACUAUGGAUACCCCUCCCAGUAUCCUAGCUACCGCAUGGGCUUUGCCCCGCCCAUAGAGGAAGGACCAGCCUAUGAGAUGUAUCCAACAGGACAAGGGACUGGGCCAGGACCAGGUCCCGGGCCAGCGCCAGGACCAGCACUGGGACAACAAAGUCCUGAAACAGGGCUAGGGCAGUAUGGCAGCUCCACUCGCUUCUCAUACUCGUCUCCACCCUCUGACUAUUCCCAAAGACACACACAGCGGAUGCAGACUCAUGUUUGAGAAACACAAAUACACACUCUUUGACUUUAUUUUUGCAACAGCAGUACUUCUUACACGUAAAACAAGUCAUACAUAAAUGUAAAAAAAAGACGUAAACAAAUCUGUUUUCUUUCUCCAUAGCAUCCAAUGCAUGGAUUUUGGUUCAUUUUCUGAACCAAAAAAAAAAAAACUCCCCAACAACGCACAGCAGUUAGCAGCAUCGCAUAUUAAUACAGUUAGCAGCAAUACAUGCAAAGUGACAUUCACACACAUUUGCGCAGACCUUCUGUUGUGUGCAGUGUUUAUGCUCCAACAAAAGCAAAGCGAGAACCACAAUCAAGAGAAAAGAGACAAAAAGAGCGCCAGGAGCUUCAGGAGGAGCAGAGGAACCUUUUUUUCCCCUGUAAUCCUCAUCCUGCUCACAUUUUCCUCCCAUCUCUGUAAAUAAGUGCAAAUGGAGAUUUGGGUUAUUUUAAAGUUAAUUCCUUGUACAAACCUAUACAGUGUGAUGCAGUACAGUGACCUACAGCAAACCUCCCUGCAUUUUCUGACUCUCACAUAUCGCAAAAAAACCCUCCACACAUACACACAAAUCUGUAAAGACUUGUUUGUUUCAAUGUAUUGCAACAAUGAGGCAGCUUGGACUAUAAAUAUAUCUGGCACUUUUUGAUCCCUUUUCCUGACUAAAGCCUGUCCAGUGCCCUUUGCUUACAAGAUCUACCUUGAUUUAAGUGGGACAGAGCUUUUUAAAGUGGUGCCAAUGCUUAUGUGCCAACACACAAACUAUUAUAUUAAGGUGUGGCUUCUUUUGUAAAGCGUGGACAAUGAGACGCUCUGAACAACGACAAAGGUUUUGUAUGUGCUACAUUUGAGAGGAAAGGAAAGGAGUGGUAGCAAGUGUCUCUAAAUGCUCAUUCUCCUCCUCAUCUUAUUUUUUAUCAUCAUGAACAUUUCACUCGAGGUCAAUGCUGUAUAUACAGUAUUUGUGAAACAAGGUGUGGCGGGAGUGCUUUUUCAUUCAAUGAAUUUCUGCAAUUUGUACAAAAAGAUACCUCCCCUACCUUCAAGUGUCAAAAAGUAUUUGUUUCUCUCACUUGCACAGUAGAAUAGAUUUUUUUUCCAUAUUUAUACCGAAACGUAUAAAAAAAUGGCAUUCAGAAACAUUUUAUAGUAUUUUUAUAAGGAGUUGUGGACCAAAGGUUCAGCGUUUUGGGUGAAACUCACUUUUUAAUGUGUAUGUGGCGACGUGAUCGUUUUUGGAAAUGCUUUGACUUUCUUUAAGAGGCGAUGGAUGGUGUUUUUUUUAGAGUGGAUAUUGUAGAUUUCAAUUAGAAAAUUUUAAGAGCUUCUUUCCCAAAUUUUAAAUAUCCAGCAAGGGGAAUCAGUUUGGUGGAUAUCUCUAUUUGGUGUGAAACUCUUUCUUUGACUUCCAGUCUUCUGACUGGACUGCCUUUUUGACCGUCGACGACAUUCAAAAUGAUGGAUGGAGAACAAGCGGCUGCUCACUUUGAGCUGUGUUGUGAACUUUGUAAGCAAUGAGAAAGGUUCCAGUGUAGUCUAACAUAUCAAAACGAAGGUACAGAGGAUUCUAUCUAGCUCAUAUGUACAUUUAUAUGUAAGUAUAUUGGUUUGUUCACUGCAACAGAAAUUUGGUGGUAUUUUAUGUCAGAGAUUUUCCCAUUAUAUUGUGUCAGCUUUGGUACGUAUGAUUGGCCUUUAACCGCACAGGUUCAUAAUGAUGAGCGUUUAAAACCUCUACGGACACAGCUACUGUACAAGUCCCAUGUUUUAAGUAAGACGUUAUAAAAAGGAAGCCUUAUUUUAUCAACAAAAAAAAAAGGUUUUGUUUCCUAAAUGAUUUUGGAGCUUACCGACAACACCAUCUGUGACCCUGUAUCAGUUUAAAGACAUUUAUUUGACAAGAAAGUGUAAAGAAGGGAAAGCUUUGCAUGGCUACAUUUGACUGCUCCAUUUUUUUAUUCCCCAUAUAUUAGUAUGUUACAAACUCACAUCUCUAGAGAAACAAACACAGACAACCGAUUGGAUGUUGAUGACAAAUUUGGUUUUGGCCAACCUAUGUGAGAUAUUUCUCCUGCGAUUUACCUCAUUUACCUACAGGAAAUGAUUUGACUUCCAGCCACUUAUUUAUAGUGUUGUUUGUAGUGUGAACACUGCAUCGAAAACACUUGUCUAAAGCAGCUAGUCAUGCUUAAGUAAGAUCAGUGAAAAACAGCUGCUACGGUCUGCCAUCAUGUUCCCACAGUGACAAUCAUGUGUUGAUUAGACCCCAUAGCGGCAGCAUCAAUCUUUCCUACAUACUGAGCUUGAAAUUGUAAGGAUCAUUGAAUAAUACAUGACUUUUGUAAACUUGUGUGGCAACCACCAAGAAUUGCUUUUUACAUUUUAUUUAUUUUUACCUUUCCUUAAUGCCACAUUUACUUUACUGAAUAGUCAAAGACGAGUAACAAGAGGGACUUUAAAAAGCAACGAUGAGUCCCCCCACCUGUAUCUCUACCAUACAUUUUUGAGUAUGAAAAAUGAUAGCAGAUGAGGAGGUGCUUUGCGAAAGUCCAGAGGCCGCAAAGUGAAACCAGAAAUCUCAGCACCUCUAGCGGUAAUCAUUGAGUCUUCAUACUUAUCAGCCACCCUAUCAACCCCUCACAGAUACAGUAUAUUAUGGUAAUUUUGUGCUAAGGGGCAUUAAAUGUUUUAUUUAUUGCCCCUAUUUUGAAUAAACACUUUCAGACAGGAAACCACAGCCACGCCGUUUCUGAUUAGAAUAUCAGAUGGAACCUUGUUGCUCCAAGGUCACUAUAUAAACCAUUUCAGUAGUUAUAAAGAGAAGAACGGCAGAUGGAGCACCCUUUUAAAUUUAUAUGGUUAUCACAGCCUUGGUACCGCAUACUAUUACCACUUUACAACCUUUUUACAGAGUUGUAGCUGUGCAGUAUUUUGCAUCGGACUUGAAAUGUCAUUAUGACCUUGUGUAGAAUGAGUAAAUCUGACACUGAGGAGGUACUGAGGCCAACAAAUACACGGCCAGUCCAUUCAGGUACUUAGUCAUUACCUCUUAACUAUUUACAGUCUGUUGACAUUGGGGACAUAUAAAUAUGUAAAAGACACCAGAGAUGCCAAAAAUGCAAAACAGAUGUUUAGAUUUGGUUCAGCAAUGAAAAAAUAGAGCGGAAUCUGUGUUUACUCCACUAGGUGGUUAUUUCAUGUCUUUCCCCCUUAUUUCCAUACGUACCUCUCACCGCGGUGCACUGAUACGCUUUACUCUCUACUCUCGCCCCUGUGUAAAAUUUAUAGCCACCUACCUGCUUCCAGAUUUAGAGAGUGAACCUGCCUUUUAAUGGAAACCCAUCACAACAUAGCAAACCUUUCUGUCAUAGCUUUCUUCCAAAUUUUCUUCAAGAUGAAAACAUAUGGAGUAGGUUUAGCAGUCUAGCGUGCAUUAAUGUGUGUAUGUUGUGUUUUUUUUUUAGAGAAUAUAAAGCUUCAUGAGCUCAUAACAUCAUCCUCGGUGUUCAUUUACUUAACAUUUUCGUCUUUGAAAAUCAAUUUUCUUGAUAUUACUUUGUGGUGUUACAUCACCUUUGGAAGAAAUAACAGUGGUCAAAAGUGUGUUUAAACUUUUAUAUACAGUGUUUUAUUUUAUUUUGUAUGCAUCGGAUGGGCGGCUCUUAUUAAUCAACCCAGCAAAUGUGAGGACAUGUGUGUCUUUGGCCAAAAUGACUGCGCAGCCAGGCCACAAAUAGCCAAAACCCUGUUUCAAAUAGGCCAACCCAGGCUAGAACCAGGCCAGACCCACAGCAAACUGCUCUGUUCCAUGCUGUGCUGUGCUGUGCUGCGCCAUCCCUGGCCAAGACUGACUCAAGUGGCUCGGUGUCCAUUUUUACUUUGUGGAGUCUUCAGUGAGUGCCAAAAGACUGUGCAAAAAAAUGAACUGAGCAGACAAACAAAUGCAGCAGCCAUUUGUGUUUAUCGUGUUUAUAUGUGUAUGUGUACGCUAUCUGUUUGUGUCUCCAUACAUGCACACGUACUGUAUGUAUCCAUCUGUGAACAUGCAUGUGUGUGUGUGUGUUGGCAGCCUUUAACACCAGUGUGUUUUCAUGCCAUUAUAAAUGUGGUGGGACCACUGGACUGUAGAAAUUAGGGUUUGACUGUUUUGGGCAAGGAUCAGAUAGAUUAACCAGUAAUGUUGUCAGCUGCUGGCAUGAUGGAGGUUCCUCCUGACCACAGCUACAUAUAAAUAGUCUUUAUAACAUGAAAGAUGAUUUAAUUUACAGAUUGAAUUCCUUCAUUUAAUAGUUCAACAAUUAUUUUUGUGAAAAUGUGAUUAAUUAAAAGGCAGUAUUAUUCUAAAUUGUUGUUAAAGUUAUAAUCCUUAAGAUGUUUAUUAUAUCAAAACACAUUUCUGAUACUAUUCCACUCACAGGGAAAGACAAAAGCAGGGGCACAUACACAUUUCACUUGAUGUUGUAGUCAACAGUGGGUUAUGAGUUCAGCAUUACUGUUUCAGAUGACUGUAGUCUUCUUCAGUCUUCUUCAUUUAAACUAUGUAAUGUGAAGAAUCAUCGCUGCCCAGUUUUUUUUUUCAGUGAUUCAAAUAUGCCUAGUGCAUGAAAGCUGGAAAAUACAAAUCCGAGCUUGGUAGGCAGGAUUAAAGACUGUAGUUGUGGUUCCAUAAACAUAGGCCUCAUAGCAAGAUGUGAAUAAACAACUGAUUUUG
Micropterus dolomieu (smallmouth bass) is the source of this 7431-nucleotide messenger RNA. RefSeq names its product kirre like nephrin family adhesion molecule 1b (gene kirrel1b). Gene Ontology annotation, cellular component: cell-cell junction. The transcript has 15 exons. Lineage: Eukaryota; Metazoa; Chordata; Actinopteri; Centrarchiformes; Centrarchidae. Gene Ontology annotation, molecular function: cell adhesion molecule binding. Gene Ontology annotation, biological process: cell-cell adhesion. The record is from RefSeq and is a predicted model, not a curated record. Bases 291 to 2720 code for a protein of 809 amino acids.